Messenger RNA from Syzygium oleosum, 877 nucleotides. RefSeq names its product chloroplast envelope membrane protein. The record is from RefSeq and is a predicted model, not a curated record. Gene Ontology annotation, cellular component: membrane. The transcript has a single exon. The coding region runs from base 1 to 690 and encodes 229 amino acids. Lineage: Eukaryota; Viridiplantae; Streptophyta; Magnoliopsida; Myrtales; Myrtaceae.
AUGGCAAAAAAGAAAGCAUUUCUUCCUCUUCUAUAUCUUACAUCUAGAGUAUUUUUGCCCUGGUGGAUCUCUCUCUCAUUUAAUAAAUGUCUUGAAUUUUGGAUUACUAAUUGGUGGAAUACUAGGCAAUCCGAAACUUUUUUGACUGAUAUUCAAGAAAAGAGUAUUCUAGAAAAAUUCAUAGAAUUGGAAGAACUCUUACUCUUGGACGAAAUGAUAAAAGAAUACCCGGAAACACAUCUACAAACACUUCGUAUAGGAAUUCACAAAGAAACGAUCCAAUUGAUCAAGAUGCACAAUGAGGAUCAUAUCCAUAUGAUUUUGCACUUAUCGACAAAUAUAACCUCUUUCAUUAUUUUAAGUGGUUAUUCUAUUCUGGGUAAUGAAGAACUUGCUAUUCUUAACUCUUGGGUUCAAGAAUUCCUAUAUAACUUAAGUGACACAAUAAAAGCUUUUUCUAUUCUUUUAUUAACUGAUUUAUGUAUCGGAUUCCAUUCGCCCCAUGGUUGGGAACUAAUGAUUGGCUAUGUCUACAAAGAUUUUGGAUUUGCUCACAACGAUCAAAUUAUAUCUGGUCUUGUUUCUACUUUUCCAGUCAUUCUGGAUACAAUUUUUAAAUAUUGGAUCUUCCGGUAUUUAAAUCGUGUAUCUCCAUCACUUGUAGUGAUUUAUCAUUCAAUGAAUGACUGAUCCAACUAUAAUAUUUGUUACUUUGUAACAUAAGGUACAUAAGCAAAGCAUUUCAAUUUUAAGACGUACUUACUCUUUCUACCCUACAGGGAUUUCUCCUACUCCUAUAUUCCAGUAAAAUGAUUUCAGUACAGUAAAUAGCAGAAUUGUGGAUAGGGAACUAUACAAGCGACCUACCUAAUUUUAU